Messenger RNA from Notechis scutatus (mainland tiger snake), 4052 nucleotides. The record is from RefSeq and is a predicted model, not a curated record. NCBI's taxonomy places the organism in Eukaryota, Metazoa, Chordata, Lepidosauria, Squamata, Elapidae.
AAGCAACUGUUUUUCAGAGACAGCCUCUUGGGUGACAAAAGUCAGAGACCACCCCAGCAAAACUUCCAACUCUGAGUGCUGUCUGAUGCUUUUCUCACUCCUCAUUGGCCAAGAAGAGAAAACAACAAAAAAUAAAUGUGCUUCUAAAGUUUACAGUAAACUCUCUCCAGCCUCUCCCUCCCCUCUUUCAUUCUUUCAGAGAAGAAGUCAAAGGAAGUCUGAUGCUAAGAUGCCUGCAGGUUGUUGGAGCAAUUCUGUCAUCUGUUACCUUUAAAAGAACCAGGAAAUAUUUCAAGUGGGAGAAAGUCUGUGCCAUACGAUAGUGAUAUACAUUUUAUACUUUUUUUUUACUGAGAAAAGAAGAGAUCUGAAAACGCUCACAAGCAAAGAAGGCUUGAAGAGAUCACUUUUGAAGUUUAUCUUUUUGGAUUAAGCUGGACACUCGCCCUUCUCUUCUUCGCCAUGAUCCAAUGCUAUGGGACCCGUCUCGGAUCAUUCCUUGCAAUCACAAUGUUGUUUCUACUCAGAGAGGUCAAAGGAAAUUUUGAGCUAACCAAAUCUAAAUGGCUUGAAUAUAAAGAUGAAUGUUUGAAGAGACUACAAGAAUCUCAAAUUAGCAAAGGAAUAUAUUGUAAUGGAAGUUUUGAUCAGUUUGCUUGCUGGCCUCAUUCGCCACCAGGAAAUGUCUCUGUUGCUUGUCCAUCUUAUUUACCGUGGCUUAAAAAUGGAAGUGCAAGAAACGUAUACAGAGUCUGCUUGGAUCAAGGGAUUUGGCAAAACAUCGAAAAUACAACAGAGGUUUGGAAUAACCGCUCAGAAUGCCUUGAGGAGAAUGAUUUCAAAGUAAAAGUGAGUAGGCUCAUCUUUUAUGGGAGACACGUUCACUAUUUAAGCUUCUCUGGAAAUCCUCUUUUGCCCUACUGGCCAGAAGACCUUGCAUUGUUUAUGGUACUUGAAAAACUUUCUACUGUGGGAUAUUCUAUUUCUCUUGUUUCCCUUGUCUUAGCAUUCAUCAUUCUGCUGUUAUUUAGGAAACUGCAUUGCACGAGAAACUACAUCCAUAUGAAUCUCUUUGCUUCGUUUAUCCUCCGAGCUGCAGGAGUUCUAAUAAAAGACAGCAUAACACGCAGUACUUACAAGUUUAUUUCUUCAGAAUCUGAAAUGCCGGCUGAUGAAAGUGGAUGGAUCUCUUCCUUGAGUCCAGAGAAACUAGCCUUAUGCAAAAUGGGUCCUCUUUUCAUGCAUUAUGUUGUUGGAGCAAAUUCUUACUGGCUUUUAGUGGAAGGAAUUUACCUCUACAGGCUAUUAGUAGCUACUGUGCUGUUUGAGAAACAUCAACUGUUGAGAUACAUCUUCAUUGGAUGGGGUUUUCCAGUUUUGUUUGUAGCUCCUUGGGGAAUAUUAAAAUACCAAUUGGAUCAUAACGUAUGCUGGUCAACAAAUGAGAACAUGAUAGUCUGGUGGAUCAUUCGAGGACCCAUGUUAUUUUCCAUUGUUGUUAAUUUCUGCAUCUUCCUGAUCAUUCUGAAACUGUUACUUUCCAAACUUAAAGCUCAGCAGAUGACCUUUCGUGACUAUAAGUUCAGGUUGGUAAGGUCAACUAUGGUGUUAAUACCUUUACUUGGAAUUCAUGAGAUCCUUUUUAGUUUCAUUAUGGAUGAUCACGUUGAAGGAUUCUCCAGGAAUGUCAAAACCUUCAUCCAGCUAACCAUUGGCUCUUUCCAUGGUUUUCUCGUAGCACUAUUAUACUGCUUUUAUAAUGGCGAGGUAAAGGCUGAAUUACGCAAGCAAUGGUCUCGUUUCUUGCUAGCAUAUCCCUUUGUCUGUAUGCCCUGCUUUCUUGGAAAGAACAUCAAGCACCUAAGGAAAUGUCCAAACAAGCACCAUUUGAGCAAUAACAAUCCCUCCCUUGAGGUGACACAGCCUCCCAAAAAGCAAGCGGCCAAAGUGAGAACAUGCUACAAUAUGGAACGAGGCCCCACAGAAAGACACAACUUCAGAGCAAGUGUUUCUGACAGCAGCGAAGAAGAAAUCGCCAAUGGGGAGACCAUUGAAGAGGCUCUGGAGGAAAAUGAGGGUUAGAACCUUUAAGAGAAAAUGAAUUUGUUGGGAUCUAUCUUUUGCAUGGAAGCAACUGGAAUUAAAGAUCCUAUGGAAAGGGCAAAAUGAAAGCAGCUUUGGUACAUCCCCCCCACCCCAAUCCAUUCUUCAUUUUGUCAGUAAAACAAAUAUUGGCAUAGGCUAGGAGCAGCAAUGUCACUUUUCUUAGUUCUCAGGAACUGGAUCUGGUAUCAACACUAUAUGGAAUAAAAUGAUGUCUCCCUCACACACGCAGUGAGAGUGUCUGCUGCUCCUUCUGAAACUUCCAGCAUGAGGUCCUACCAGAGGCUGACUGCUACUCUGACUGAACCAAGGUUCAGAUUUCAGGAGGCUGCACUUCAGGACUACAAGGCCUCUUAUGAUACCACUGAAACAACUAGCUAAAUGCACCAAGUGAAUAAAGGAACUGGUCUGAGAGUCAGUUUACCAUACAUUUAGAUGCUUGCAUGUAUACACCUGAAAGCAUAUUUUUUAGCCUUUGCUAAAAUAAUAGUUAAAUCAGAGCAACCAUGUUUUAGGACACAGUUAUUAAUGCUUUGUUUUUCAAUAUAUUUUGCAAGUCCUAAUUUCUGUUAUUCUUUCAAUAUAUCUAUAAAGCAAAUCACUAUGACUUCCAUUACGUAAUUAGAACAUUAAUUUGACUUAAUCCAAAGGAGAAAAAUCUGAGAAAUUUGAAACAGCUGGAUGAAAUGAAAAAUAAAAUAAAAAAAUAUGAGGAGCGAUCGGGAGCUGAGAGACUGCUGUAUGAAUACAUCUUAUUUCUCAAAUAGAAGGACAAGCUGAAAUGCAACUUAAAAAGGCAAGAUGAAGCAGCAAUCAAAGGCAUUGCCAAGCAGUUGGAAAGGCUUCAUUUAGGAAUGUGUAUUUGUUCUCAAUGUUUUUGUUUUAAAGGAAGAAUGACAGAAGCUCUUAUCUCUUUCAUUCCUGUCUAUGUUUCUUCUCCACAUUGUCCUCAACUGUAUUUCUUUCCAGAAGAGAGAGAAUAGAGGAACUCCAAGCUCCAAAGUAACCAGAAGCAUCUGCAUUCUGUCCCUGGAUUCAUAAGAAAUGCUAGGUUUCUUCCUCCACUAUCUUGGGUUGUGGGUUAACUUCAGUUACUGUUUUUAUUUAAUUGCAUGCAUUGGCCACUGCUGCAGUAUUUUCUCUUCUUGCCAGUUGAUGGCUUUUGCCCUUGCUCCAAUAAUUAGGUUUAUCUAAUAAGUAUGGAAGCAUGGACAUGACAUUGCACAUGAGUUUAGUUUAAUCAGAGUUUAGAUGUAAAAAAAUUAACCUUAGUUUAAUUAUAACCACUAUUCUUAAUCUCAGGUAUCUGUCACAAGAUUUACAGUAUCUCAUAUUGCUAUUGUAAAACAGGAUUUUUAUCCUAGGGAAGUUCAAAGACGUCCUACUUAUACCCAUUCUCCUCAUGUAAAGGAGUUGGCUUUGUGUUACGGUUUGGCUUUGUGUUAUAGGUAGCCAGUGAUUGGAGGUUGGAAAAGUGGACACAGAUUUAAGUGCACAAGCAAUUGAAAGCAAAGUGGAGCAAAUUCCAACCAUACCAACUUCAGAAGCUCCAACAGUCAAUAGACAGCCUGCAGCUGUAAUAACAUUUCCCCCUUGCAGCCUUUGCUUUAAUGGCAGGAUCAAGGAAUCCAAAGUUAACAUACCAAUAAAAAAGGGAGUAUAAAGGGAGUUACUAAUAAAAAAGGGAGUAUAAUGAAAUGGGGAAAUAUUUACUCCUAGAAGGAUUUUUCUAGUACAGAAUAAACAGUAGUAUAAUUAGUAGAUAUGUCUUGAUUCAAGGAGGGAAAAAGAGGCAAUUUAAUAACAUCAGAAUCUGGAAAGAAACCUAAACAUGGUAAAUGUUCUAGACAUACUGGAUUUAAAUGGAGAGACUACGGCAUGAAAAAAGAGAAAUAGAUAAAAGAAAAGAUGCUAAAAUGACUUUUGAAUAAAUUAGUAGCCUGUAGAAG